GUGAACACAAGACAGAAGCCACACCCGCGGUUUCUUUAUAAACUUCCUUAUUUCAGUCGUGCAGUUUCUGCCUCUGCAGCUGCACUUUACUUCACUGUGUGUUCGUAGUUAGAGAUGCCGCCAAUACUUGCCUUGUGGGAAUGACCAACAAAGCUGAAGUCUUUCUACAUUUAGCAUUUAUACAACACAUACCCAGAAAAUGAUAAUGGAUAUAUUUGUUUAUCAUCUUGAAUAAGUACAAUUAAAAUCUAUAGGUUAAUUAAGUCUGUAAGGCCAUAAUAAGGAAUAACAAAAUUAAGACUAGAGGCAUUGAUUGAUCUCUAUUUCCAGUAUGACAGAGAAUCUAUAUGAGAUUAAUGACCUAACUAAUAGCAGUAACAGUUUAAAUAUUACAAGAUGUGGUUAUGCUAUGCAUAGUACCUCAUUACAACCAUCACCAAUGUCUCCACAUGUUAACCAAAAGUAUAUGCCAUCCCCUACAACGCCACAAAAUGAGCUUUCUCCACUUCUUGACAUAACACACAAUGAAGGAUCUUGGGACCACAGUCAACUCGAGAAGUCUGCAUCUUCCAUGUUAAAUGAGACUAUGAAUUCCCAUGUUGUCUACCCCUUCAGUAUUGCUGAGGCUUUACACGGACUGGACUCCUUUUCCAAGGCAUUUCCUGUAAAAAACCCAAGCACUGUUUUUGUUAACAGUGUAGGUGACAAAAGUUCAGAAGAUAAUCAGGUGUCAGAAAUCUUGUCACCCCAGAGAGGAACACCUUCAGCUGUGUCAGAUAGAGAGCCAUUUAGUCCCGUAACUAUGCAGAGCCGACCAAUGCAGUGCCAUAAUCAGCUAAUGCAAGAUCACCUUGACAGCCAAAAUAUGGCUCAUAAUGCCUACCAAAGCCACCAACAAUAUUAUGGUUAUCAACAAAACAAACCACAGCUGAGACAGAACAAUUUAGCACAAGUAUACAAGGUACCCUUUAAUAAGUCUCAGAACCAGUAUCUUCUACAGCAUCAAGGACAUCAAAUCCAUCAGCAUCAGCAGCUUCAAUCGUAUUCAUUAGCCCAGCAAAAGCAGCAAAUUUCCCUAGAUGUUAGGGAGGGCCAUGAAUCCAUUGGAUCACCAACAGAUAGCUACACUGAGGACCAUAAAGCAUAUGAGCAACCAGUUUUCCAGUCUAGUCUACACACCUCCCAUUUCCAGGGGUCACAGAAUUUUCUCUCACUUCCCCACCAGAGUGAUUUCUACCAGCAGCAGCAGGCUAAUGAGCUAACACACUCAUUCCCUUUUAAGCAAAAUCCUUCUUUUGAAGAUCACUUGGGAUCAGGUGAAAUUAUGCCGGGAUUUUCCAAUACAAAGGAGGAGGUUUAUAUGGAUUUAAACUACCACCACAAACAUGAGGACUUCUGUAGUACCCAUUAUCAAAGUGUGGGGUCAGAGGUCAAUCAAACGGCUCAGUCAUUAGCUCUAAGAGGAGGAGGAGUACGUCAUCAUCUUAACUCUUACAGGCCACCUUGUGAACAGAUGCGCUCAUCAGAUAUCCAAGAGGACCAACAAUUACAAUACUACAGGACUGAAUCAUCAAGGGCUGAAGGAGCAAAAACAAAGAUGAAAUGCAUUUUAUGCCACCGGGAGUUUAAGAGCUUGCCAGCUCUUAAUGGACACAUGCGUUCCCAUGGAGGAUUCAGGACAAAUCCCUCAAUACUGAAAACUGUUUCCUUACAGACUGAUGAACAAAUUCAUCAAUCUAAAGAAGUAAUUCCAAUUGACCCCAUGGUGUUCCCUGUAUCUGUUCCUGUAAAUGAAUACUCAGGUCUAUCCAGGCUUCCAAAUAACUUUCAUAACCACCUGAGACAUAAUUAUUUGGAUGACUUAGAUGAAAGUCAUCCACAGCAACAGAAGGUUCUCCCUUCACGUGCAAAAAAAUCAAUAGGAGCUGGAGAUGGACAAGAGAAAAAACAAGAGAAAAAGCGGUAUCGACACUGCCUGGUGCCACUUGUAAUUUCCCCGUGUGGAGCUGGUCUAGAGUCCAGAGGGCCGGUGCUUUUCCAGAGCCAGCUGCGUUCACCAAGCAGCUGUGGAGAUGACAUCCCUUACACUCCUCCACCCAUGCUCAGCCCUAUACGACCAGGCUCUGGCCUUUUCAGUAGUGUUAAUACAGGGCACUCAAGUACUGGAGCACAGACUGUUCCUCGAGUUCGCUUGUGUGACAAACAUGACUGCAAUACAACAUUUGAUUCAGGGGAUAAUUCAAGUAGAAUUAAACCCCGGAUCAAUAUUGGUUGCAGUUUUCAAGCAGACAUUCCAGAUAUUCAGAGUUGCUUAAAAGUGUCAGAGGACAUCCAUAAGGCUAAUCUUCUGUGGACACCCUGCUAUUUGGAUACCCCUGAGAAGCAGCAGAGAGUGGACGAUCUUCUAAAGAUGGCAUGUUCCAGUGUGCUUCCAGGAGGAGGGACAAACACAGAAUACACUCUUCAUUGUCUUUUUGAGUGUAGGGGUGACAUCAUGGCAACCCUGGAUAAACUACUCUCAGUGACAGCACUAAAACAUGGACCCAGCCUUCAUACAAAUUACCAUUAUGCUGGAUCAGAUAAAUGGACACUGCAAGAAAAGAGACAACUUAACAAGGCCUUGCUAAUUCACAACAAAGAUUUUCAUCUAAUUCAAAAAAUGGUGAAGACUAAGUCAGUAGGUCAGUGUGUCGAGUAUUACUACACAUGGAAGGAGAAGCUCCGACUGGGCAGGAGAUUCAGUACAGGCCCGAUAACUCCAGGUCAAGUGAAAGAGAAUAAGGUUCAUGUGAAGGAAGGUAACACCAGACAACCUACACAUGAAGCAAAGAACAAAUCUGAAGUGCUGGAAUUUACUGAGCUGUCUGAAAAUAUGUUUAAUGGGAAUGAAUGGAACCAAAGUAAUACAGGUGGGCUGUGUAAUUCCCCAGCUGAACAUAACAGACCCAAGUCAGCUCAGCACUUUGCUUCUGGCUCUGUAAAAAGCUCACCAUCAAACAGUUCAACAAAUGGAGACACUGACUCAAAUCUGAUCUUCCCCUGCAUUGAAUGUGGAAAAGUGUUUCUUAAGGUGAAAAGUCGUAAUGCUCACAUGAAGACUCAUCGCCAACCAGAUGAUCCUCAGUUUUGGCAGCUUCAGAGCUUUCCUGAACAGGAACAAAAGACAGUGACACCUGCCAGCCCUACCGUUCACCUACAUCAACUGCCCCUUACUCCUCAUUCUGUAUCUUGCAGCAAUAAUGGAGACAUUUACAUUAACAAUCCAUAAACACUGCAACAAGCAGACUGCCUCUUGCAGAGCCAUAAUCUUAAAGUGUAAUAUUGUGUCCUCUGCUGACCUGGAUGUUGACAUGUCAAAUGUCAAAAUUCUGGCCAAAAUACCAUGGUUCAGAGAUUUUGUACA
Molecule: messenger RNA, 3403 nt
Organism: Tachysurus fulvidraco (yellow catfish)
Lineage: Eukaryota; Metazoa; Chordata; Actinopteri; Siluriformes; Bagridae
Product: transcriptional-regulating factor 1
Exons: 15
Coding region: 332-3268 (978 amino acids)
Biological process (GO): regulation of transcription by RNA polymerase II; negative regulation of DNA-templated transcription
Cellular component (GO): transcription regulator complex; histone deacetylase complex
Molecular function (GO): transcription corepressor activity
Source: RefSeq, a predicted model, not a curated record